Messenger RNA from Fusarium subglutinans, 1110 nucleotides. RefSeq lists its product as uncharacterized. The record is from RefSeq and is a predicted model, not a curated record. The coding region runs from base 1 to 1110 and encodes 369 amino acids. The transcript is spliced from 6 exons. NCBI's taxonomy places the organism in Eukaryota, Fungi, Ascomycota, Sordariomycetes, Hypocreales, Nectriaceae.
AUGCCUGCGCUUUCAGUCACCGAUGCGGCUGAGUCAAUAGCGACUAGUGUUCUUUUUUUGCGGGCUGUGAAUGAGACUGGUGAUGCGCUGCAGGUUAUUUGCGCGUGGCCAGUUUCUGGACAAUACGGAACGGGGACUCGAGUUUUAUACUAUGUUCUCAUCGCCGCAUGUCUUGUCGCAAGGAGAGAGGAAUGGCUGGUGAAUCCUUGUUUGGCCGCUGCGUUAGUGCUGCCAGCUGUUGCCGCCAUUCACGGCAUAGUCCUGACGGCAAUGCACAAUCCUGAUGCAGUCGAUAUGGAUAUUUUUGGUGCUUUCCAGCUUUGCGCGAUUGGUAUCUUGGCAGCACCAGUAACGGUCAUGCUGUCAAAGACUUACUUUAAUGAUCCCGGUAGAAACACUAUUUUUCUGUGGACAUUUCUGUUACUGAUCGGUCUUUUGAGCAUGACAAUCGAGUUUUACCGCAUCGAAACUCACUCCUGUUUAAUCGACGCAUCAGGCAAUCCAGUCUCACCAAACGCCUCCAACUUUCACUAUAUCGAAGGAAACAACUGUAACCUGACCUGUUCAACACAGAACGGGCCUUCGUCUCCAAUGAGAGGCGGAUCCGCGAACAAUAUCUACGUCAUACCAGCACCGCAUACCCUCACGUUCGGCACCGCGACUUUACUCGCCGCCGCAUGUUGUGUGCACGCCGUUCUGUGUCUUAUUUCCAUGUGGGAUAGAGUACUUGAGAUCAAUUGGCGCCGCAGAUUCGGAAAACCGACCGACGACGCGGCAAGCGAAGAUGAUGAAAGCGCCAAUAAAGGUGUUAUGAAGAAAGUCAACGAUACUAUUGGCUUUUUUCUCCGUAUCCUAGCGAUCCCCGUUUUUGGUGGCGCUGGUUUGGCUAUUCUUAUCGUGGGUGAGAUUAACUUUUUCAGCCCUCAAGUCAAUUACCAGACUGAGCCAAUGGCCAAUAUUGGCCAAUGGGCACCCAUCACAGACACGCCGACAAAGCAGGCGAACCAUAUCCAUCUCAUCACUGCAAUUGUUCUCAUUGCCAUUUCAACGACGAACGAAGCCAAGUCUCUCACCAAGAGAGUAUAUCUUCACUCAACAGCCAUCACAUAG